Molecule: messenger RNA, 789 nt
Organism: Loa loa (African eye worm)
Lineage: Eukaryota; Metazoa; Nematoda; Chromadorea; Rhabditida; Onchocercidae
Exons: 4
Source: RefSeq, a predicted model, not a curated record
AUUAAUGAAUUAGGAGCGAAAUUGGAGAGAAGUGAGCGUCAAGCUCACGACGAAGGAAGGGUUGAGGAGAGGCAACGUGACAAUGAGGAGCAGCUCGUGCUCCACCUCCCCGAGCAGCAACAACGUGAGGAGCAGGAAGUGAUAGAACCAGUACCGGCACUGGUUCACGAUGAACCAGAGGGGGAGGAGGAAGACGAGGUAACGGAUUUACGGCAAUUAUCACACGAGCCGUUCCUCAAUGAAGAAGUUAUUGAUGCGGUGCCAAGAACCCCGGUAGUGGUCCGGAAACGUAGAGAAAUAAUAGCAGCUCGUGAAAUUGUAUUACGUUCCCGGACGAUACGAGUCCCAAUUGUAGAUGUAGGACAUGAAGCGGUACCAGCGAGCCCGAAAGCCUUCCAUGUGCCGGUCGUGGAAGGUUUACCGGCUCAUUAUCAAGAACUGCUGGUUGUACCGGAAAUCGACCCGUAUAAGAUAAUUAGAAAUAACGACGGGUCGGUAAUAAUUGGAUGCGGCAUGUGUCCAAAGGAAUUUGGGACUCUAAAAGGAUGGAGAAUCCAUGCCGCCAAAAUGCAUACACAGAAUGGCUUUUGCCACAAAUGCGGCCAUUUCGUCAAAAUGCCGCAUGUCCGCUGCAUUGAAGAAAUUGCAGCCAUGAUGGAGCUCCAUUCUUUGGAAUGGUGCCCUAAAGCCACAAAGGCUGUUAUCAGCGAAAGAGCUGCAAAGCGGCGCAGGCUGGAGUUAGUGGGUAGAAAUAAUGAAGCGGAGUACUAUUAUAUUCCUGGUAGGUGA